Messenger RNA from Acinonyx jubatus (cheetah), 3939 nucleotides. Its product is annotated as non-histone chromosomal protein HMG-17-like. Gene Ontology annotation, cellular component: nucleus; chromatin. The transcript has a single exon. The coding region runs from base 429 to 782 and encodes 117 amino acids. Gene Ontology annotation, molecular function: nucleosomal DNA binding. The record is from RefSeq and is a predicted model, not a curated record. Gene Ontology annotation, biological process: chromatin organization. NCBI's taxonomy places the organism in Eukaryota, Metazoa, Chordata, Mammalia, Carnivora, Felidae.
GUUUUUAUUUAGAUUCAAGUUACUUAACACAGUGUAAUAUUAUUUUCAGGUGCACGAUUUAGUGAUUCAACACUUAUCUACAACAUCUGGUGCUCAUUACAACAAAUGCCCUUCUUAGUCCCCAUCACAUAUUUAAUCAAUCCCCCCCCCCCAAUCUCCCCUCUGGUAACCAUCAUUUUGUUCUCUAUAGCCAAGAGUCUGUUUCUUGGUUUGUCUCUCUUUCCUCUUGAUCAUUUCUUUUGUUUCUUAAACUCCACAUAUGAGUGAAAUCAUAUGGUAUUUGUCUUUCUCUGCUGACUUAUUUCACUUAGCAUAAUAGUCUCUAGCUCCAUCCACAUCGUUACAAAUGGCAAGAUUUCAUUCUUUUUUAUGGCUGAGUAAUAUUCUAUUAUAUAUUCUAUUCUUUCUAUAUACUCCAUUAUAUUCAUAUGUACAUAAAAGAGCAGUGUGAAGAAGUGGGGGCAAGAAUGACCCCCAGACUGGCCAAAGCCCACACACCACUUCAUCCAUGUGCCCAGUGCCUAUGUCCCACCACUGUCACCACUAUGCCCAAGAGAAAGGCUGAAGGGGAUGUUAAAGGAGAUAAAGCCAAGGUGAAGGAUAAGCCACAGAGAAGAUCUGCAAAGUUAUCUGCUAAACCUAUUCCUCCAAAUCCAGAGCCCAAACCUAAAAAGGCCCCUGUAAAGAAGGGAGAAAAGAUUCCCAGAGGAAAAAGAGGAAAAGCUGAUACUGGCAAAUAUGGGAGUAACCCUGCAGAAAAUGGAGAUGCCAAAACAGACUAGACACAGAAAGCUGAAGGUGCUGGAGAUGCCAAGUGCAGUGUGUGCAUUUUUGAUAACUGUGUACUUCUGGUAACUGUACAGCUUGACAUCUAUUUUUUAUCAAGUUUUAUAAAAAUGUAGCAUAUAUAUACACACAUAUAUACAUACUAUAUAUAUAUAUGGCAUCUUCUUUAUCCAUUCAUGGUUGCAAUAACUUCUUACUAGAUAUGUCUCCUGAGGCAAGGGAAACAAAGGUGAAAAAUAAACUACUGGGAUUUCGUCAAAAUAAAGGCUUCUGCACAGCAAAGGAAACAGUCAACAAAACUGAAAGGCAACCUGCAGAAUGAGAGAAGAUAUUUGAGAAUGACAUAUCUGAUAAAGGGUUAGUAUCCAAAAUAUAGAAAUAACUUAUAAAACUCAACCCCCCAAAUAAUCUGAUUUUAAAAAUUGGACAGAGGACAUGAACAUUUUUCCAAAGAAGACAUACACCUGACCAGCAGACACAUGAAAAGACUUUCAAUAUCUCUCAUUAUCAGGGAAAUACAAAUGAAAACUGCAAUGAGAUAUCACCUCACUCCUGUCAGAAUGGCUAAAAUCAGCAACACAAGAAACAACAGGUGUUGGUGAGGAUGCGGAGAAAAGGGAAGCCUCCUAGACUCUUGGUGGGAGUGCACACUGGUGCCAGCCACUCUAGAAAACAGUAUGGAGGUUCCUCAAAAAGUUAAAAAUAGAACUACCUUAGGAUCCAGCAAUUGCACGACUGGGUAUUUACCCAAAGAAUACAAAAAAAUAUAUACUAAUUCCAAGGGAUACAUGUAUCCCUCAUAAUUUUUUUUGUGGGUGUUGUGUUUUUAAAAUGUGGAAUGUAGCUCUCAGGGCACCUGGAUGGCUCAGUAGGUUGAGUGUCGAACUCCUGAUUUUGGCUCAGGUCAUGUUCUCAGGGUCAUGGGAUAGAGCCCCAUGUCAUGUUCUGCACUUAGAGUGGAGCCUGCUUAAGAUUUUCUCUCUCUCUCCUUCCGCCCCUCUCCCCAAAUUGUGCUCUCUCUCUAAAAAUAAAUAAAUAAAUAAAUAAAUAAAUAAAUAAAUAAAUAAAUGUAACCCUUUUAGGAAAUCCUUCAUUUGGACCAAAAAAAAAAAAACUUUUGGGGCCUCAGGAACCUAGAAUUACAUUAAUCACACCCCUUGGUUUACAACUUGUUCUCAUCAUUGCCCAUGCAUGGAUGCUUUUAUUUGCAAAACCUAACACCUUAUCAAUAAACUGCAUCUGUCUUAUUUUCCCACCAACCCACCUCCUGUCUCAUCCAGUUCAAGGUAACCAUCCACCUGAAUCUUAUGUUCAUCAUGAAUAUUUUGUUCAUCAUUCCUUUGCUUUCAUUUUUAUGUAGUUUUGUUUUUAUGAAUAUUCCUAAAGACAGAGGGGGCAGAGAGAGAGAGAGAGACAGAGAGACAGAGAGACAGAGAGAGCACAACCAUGCAUGCAUAUAUCUGUUUGUUUCAAACUUUAUAAAGUGUUUCAGGCUGUAUGCAAUUUGAGGGGACUCAAUUUUUUUUCACUUAUUGCUAUGAUUAAUUCAUUUUGUUGGAUAUUAUAUCAUGGUAAUUAAUUUGUUUUUAUUGCUGCAUAAAACUCCAUUGGGUGAAUGUACCACAGUUAAAUUGUCUACUUUCUCUUUGAAGGCAUGAGGGUUUGUUGGUCUCUGCCCCCUGUUCCUGGCACAGAGCUCCCCAAACCCUUGUAAUUUUCUAAGGUAUAAGAGCACUAAGAAUAUCUUCUUCUAAUAUUUGUUUUUGACCCUAUCCCUGACACAGGGCUCCUGUAUAUUCUAUUGAAACAACUCAAGGUGGGUUCCUGGGAUGGCUCCUAGAUGGCAGCUAGUCACCAGAAAGACCAAGCCAUGAUUAGAAGCUUGGAAUUUUCAGCCUUACCUCCCUCCUCAUCUUCCAGUGUGGGGUGAGAAGCUGGGAAUAGACUUAAUAAUUGAUCAUGUCUAUGUGAGGAAGCCUCCACAAAAUCCCAAUAGUGGGCCCAGAGAACAUCCAGGUUGGAGAACACACCCUUAUACCAGGAGGGUGACAUACUAAAUCUCCACAGGGACAGAAGCACCUGCACUUAAGAUCCUCUCAGACCUUGCCAUAUGUAUAUCCUCAUCUGGCUAUUCAUCUGUGUUCUUUUUCAUAUCAUUUAAUAAACUUGUAAAUGUAAAUAAGUGUUUUCCUUAGUUGUGUGAGCUGCUCUAGAAAAUUAAUCAAACCUCAGGAAGGAUCAUAUGAACCUCUGAUGUGUAACCAAAUUGAAUAGAAGUUGUGGGUAACUUGGGGAUCUACUAGUUGUGAUUGGCAUCUGCAGGUGGGGGCAGUCUUGUGGGAAUGAAGCCUUAGUGGGGUCUGAUGCUACUUCCAGGUAGAUAGUGUUGGAAUUGAGUAAAAUUAUAGAACACCCAGAUGCCGUUGCAGAGAAUUGCUUGAUGUGGGGAAAACUCCGUAUGCAUUUGGUAACCAGAGUGUCAGAAGUCAAGUGUUAUGUAUGAGUGUGUUAGUGAUGUCAAAGGAGACACAUUGGAGAGGAACAUAGAAAGAAAGAACAGGAUUAUUCCCUACUGAAAAGAGAGAACUGUAGGGUUUCCCAACACAAAACUCUUUAUCUGGGUUUUGCUAUUAAGAACAGCUCUUAUUAUACAAGUGCAAAAUUUUAUUUUGGAAAUAGACUUACCCUGUGGAAGGAUGCAACUUGAAGGUAUGUGAAUGUUCAACUUAAGGAAGUAAAUGCAAACUCUUUUCUAGUAGUUACUUUAUACUGAACAGCAAUGCAUGGAAAAUGUUAUUGAAAUAUAGACUUGGUAUUUUCAGACUUUUUUAUUUUUCUCAAAAGGAUGGGUAUAAAAUGAUAUCUCAUGAUUGUGAUGUAUAAUUGACUGAUUAAUAGAGAAGAUUGAACAUUUUCUUAAUAUGUUUAUUGGCUAUAUGUUUCUUCUGGGAUAUGCCUGCUUAUUUCUCUGAUCUAUUUUUCUAAUUGGGCUGUUUGUACUCUUCUUAUUAAUGAGUAAAGGUUCUUUGUAUAUUACUAAUUCUAAUAUAUUAGUUGUAUCCAUUGUAAAUAUUUUCUCCAACUUUUUUACUUGUCAUUUCAUUCUUUAUGUUGGCUUUUGAUGAACAAAAAUUCUUACUUUUUAGUAUAGUC